Molecule: messenger RNA, 618 nt
Organism: Beta vulgaris subsp. vulgaris (sugar beet)
Lineage: Eukaryota; Viridiplantae; Streptophyta; Magnoliopsida; Caryophyllales; Amaranthaceae
Exons: 1
Coding region: 1-618 (205 amino acids)
Biological process (GO): DNA integration
Molecular function (GO): nucleic acid binding
Source: RefSeq, a predicted model, not a curated record
AUGAGAGGAAUCACCACCAAUGAUGUGAAGGGGUUCGUCUGGAAGAACCUCAUUACAAGGUUUGGGAUGCCUCAGUCCAUUAUUUUUGACAAUGGGCCACAAUUUGAAAUGCCCAAACUCCGUGAAUGGCUGGCCGAUCAGGGUAUUAAAGCCCAUUUUGCUGCAGUUGCCCACCCCCAGGCCAAUGGACAAGUUAAAGCCUUCAAAAAAAUCUUAUCAGCAGGAACUAAAAAGAAGCUCGACAAUGCAAAAGGAUUGUGGGUAGAAGAGUUACAGUUGGUUCUAUGGUCGAUUAGAACAACAACCAAGAACUCAACUGGAGAAACUCCAUUCAUGCUCGUCUAUGGCUCAGAAGCCGUCCUCCCCAUUGAAAUUGAAGAACCAACUCUGAGGGUCAUGCUGUAUUCAGAGGAGGCCAUUUGGGCUGCUCUCCGGACGGCUUUGGAUCAGGUUCCUGAAGUAAGGGGCAAUGCUCUGUUAAGGAUGCAACUCUAUAAAUUAAGAAUGACUCGAGAAUUUAACAAGAGAGUGGCUAGGCGGUCAUUGAAGGAGGGAGAUCUCGUCCUGAGAAAAAUGGAAGUAGUUGGCCGGGCCAAGGAAUGGGUAAGCUCACUCUGA